Molecule: messenger RNA, 1873 nt
Organism: Phlebotomus argentipes
Lineage: Eukaryota; Metazoa; Arthropoda; Insecta; Diptera; Psychodidae
Product: tsukushi
Exons: 4
Coding region: 90-1595 (501 amino acids)
Molecular function (GO): protein binding
Source: RefSeq, a predicted model, not a curated record
AUUUAUCUGUCCUCUCAACAUUCGUCAUACAAGGAAUUCACACACACACACACUCUGAUCUCUCCGCCCAGAAGGACAACGCGGAAACAAUGAGGAUUUUUCUGCGAAUUGCUAUUUUCGCACUUUUCUCCGCCUUCUUCACCCAUGGAGCCGCGAUGGAGGCUGACGAUGCACCCUUUGAGCCCGGCAAGGAGAUCUGCUCGCGAUGUCACUGCGCUCUGCAUGAAUCACAGCCCACUUCCAGUCACUACCUCAUCGAUUGCUCAGCCAAGAGCAUGCACAACGUUCCUACGGAGUGGCCAGAAAUUGAGGGCUCUUCCGACGUAAUUGUCGUGGCGUCCUUUUCGGGAAAUGAGAUGAAAACUCUCCACCGUCUUCCUCAGUCUGAUCACUUCAUGUACUUCAGCUGUCGCCACUGUGAGCUGCGCGUCAUUGAGGUGGACGCAUUUAUCGAUGUUCCAAGGAUUCUGAGACUAGAUCUCAGUUGGAAUCAACUCUCGGGCGAAACUCUGCGCUCUGACACAUUCCGCGGCCGCUUCAGCACCCAAAGAUACGAGCCAAUCGAUCUGGAGGAGCUGAAUUUGAGCCACAACAAGAUUCGCAGCCUGGAGAGGAAGAUCUUUGAGCAUCUGCCGAGACUGAAGACUCUCUCGCUCGCUUAUAAUCCCAUGGUUGAAUUUGACCCGAUGACUCUUGCAGCUCUGUGUUCACUGCCCAAGAUUGAGCAUCUGGACUUCUCUUACAUGGGUCUCUCUGCCAUUCCCGAUGAUAUUUUCCGGGGAAAACCCAAACUCCGCGAACUCCUGCUGCAGGGCAACAACUUCCACGCUGUUCCCGAGAGUCUGGCGCUCCUCGGCAAGUCCCUGAAGUCACUCUACAUCGGUGUGAAUCCCGUGGAAGAGCUGACGGAGCAGAGUUUCAUGGGACUUACCAAUUUGGUGCAUCUCAACAUCAGUUUCAUGCCGAAUCUGCUUGAGAUUCGCGAGCACACAUUCUCUCAGCUCACGAAUCUGGAGAUGCUCAUGUGCAGCGACAAUCCACAAUUGGCACAAUUCGACAUGGAGAGUCUGCGAUCGCUGAAAUCCCUGCGGGAACUUCAUCUCUCGAAUUGCUCACUGAAGACACUCAACAUCGAACUCAAGUCGCUGGAUGAGAAAAAUGACUUUCCCAAGCUGAGACUCCUGAAGCUGGAGCACAAUCGCUGGCUGUGCGACUGUCGGCUGCUGUCCACGCUGCUGGAGUUGGAGCACCACGGCCGGAAGGGAUUCUACAGCGAUGACAAUGCAAAGUGUGACUUGCCGUACGAAUUGUCCGGCGUUCUGCUGUCUGACCUCUUCAAGCAACCUCUGUGCUCGAUGGACGGCAUCAAGAGGACGCCCAGGAUUCCCAUCUACGAGCCAGCGCCGUUCCUGCGGCCCAAAUCCAUCCUCCUGUCCAUCUUCUCGGUCAUCGCCGUCGUCACGAUCGGCCUGGCGGUCGGCUGUGGCAUUGUGUACAUCAAGAAGAAGCUCAAGCAGAGCGAUUUCGGCUUCACCACGCCUGUUCGCUACACAACAGUGCGCGAGAGCUUCAGCACCACCACCACCGUGGCCUAGAGAGAGAGAGAGAGAUCCCUAAAAUUUAGGUGAAAGAGAAGCAAUAAUUAAGGCUCAAAAUUAGAUUCUUUCCUUCUUUUGCUGAUAUGCAAACAUAUAAAGAGCUAGUCAAGAGGAAUUUUUACAAAUGUACUGCUUAGAUGAUAAUUUGUAAUUUACCAUAAUUUACAUUGAAAUUAUGCUAAAAAGAAAGAUUAAUUGUGUAAGGAGAUUUUACCAAAAGAAACAACACUACGAAUUUGAUGGGAAACUGUUUUCAAAUACGUUACAUUUCUCCU